AUGGCUGCUCAAAUUCUACUUUCUGUGCUAUUGGAGGCGGAGAAGGCUCUUGCUGGUGGGGUGAUUACGGAUCCAAAUCAGCGAGAGGAGCUCUCUCAAGUUUGCGAGCGACUAUGUCUGCAAUUCCACUCUCCAACUCGCAGAUUGGAUGACCUCUCAUACCGGUUGCCAGAGCUUGUUGCGGUGAAGAUCGCGAUCGACAUGGGAAUAUUUGAUACGAUUUCCUAUGAGGAAUCCGGGCUCACAGCUGCUAGUAUUGCAUCGACUCUGGGAGUGGAUAAUAUUCUUGUUGAGCGUGUGAUGCGAUCUUUGGCUGUGAGUGGUCUUGCUCACAUUACACCCGUCAACACCUACAAGCCCGAUCCAUGCGUGAAGGAUUUCAGACAGGGCGGAUAUAUGCGGGACCAAAUGAUAUUUCUUCAUGACGUGCACUAUCAAGUAUUCCCAAAGCUUGCAGACUUUCUGGCUGAGACCAAUUAUCGAAACCCCGGUGAUGCCGACUGUGCACCAUUCCAGAUGGCCAUGAACACCAAAGAGCACUUCUUUGAAUGGCUUGGAAAGCGAGAAAAGCAACAGGAAGCUUUCAAUUGUCUCAUGCAGACCAGUCGCGGAAGAAAGUACCCUGUCAAGUGGCCAGAUAUCUUCCCUGUUCAAAAUCGAUUUUCUCACUUUCGAGGAGUCAAUGCCUCGAAGGAAAUCCAGUAUGUUGACAUUGGAGGAGGAGUUGGUCAAGAAAUUGAGACACUCGUGAACACGAUACCCGAUCUAUCUGGCUUGUUCAUAUUACAGGAUAUCCCAGAGGUUGUGGCGAGUAGCUCCCUGGGCGAACGAGUCCCUUCCCACGAGACGCAACAUUUCCAGCUCAUGGGUCAUAACUUCUUCCAACCUCAACCUGUGAAAGGGGCCGAUUUCUAUUUCCUUGGCCGCAUCCUACACGAUUGGCCAGAUAUACAGGCGCGUCAGAUCCUGGGCCAUAUCCGAGAUGCUAUGGACGAACACUCCGUUCUUCUUGUUCAUGACCGUGUUCUCUCAGACAUUCCGAGUGAGGUCUUUCCCAAGGACAUUCAAGCUGAUUUUAUCAUGAUGGCUAUAUUUGCGUCCCUUGAGCGCUCAGAGACACAAUUCCGGGAACUGCUCAAAUCUGCUGGACUUGUGCUGUUGCAAACAUGGAGACCGGAGAGAUCUUUGGAGUCCAGACAGGCAGUAUUGGAAAUUAUGAAAGAAUGA
Penicillium pulvis is the source of this 1227-nucleotide messenger RNA. RefSeq lists its product as uncharacterized. Gene Ontology annotation, molecular function: O-methyltransferase activity. The record is from RefSeq and is a predicted model, not a curated record. The transcript has 4 exons. The coding region runs from base 1 to 1227 and encodes 408 amino acids. NCBI's taxonomy places the organism in Eukaryota, Fungi, Ascomycota, Eurotiomycetes, Eurotiales, Aspergillaceae.